Colletotrichum godetiae is the source of this 1177-nucleotide messenger RNA. RefSeq lists its product as uncharacterized. Bases 238 to 678 code for a protein of 146 amino acids. The record is from RefSeq and is a predicted model, not a curated record. The transcript has a single exon. Lineage: Eukaryota; Fungi; Ascomycota; Sordariomycetes; Glomerellales; Glomerellaceae.
CGAGGAUUCUCGCAGGGACAUCAAAGUUAACGGAGAGUUCCGUAAUAAUCGACAUGAUCAGCAUUUCUUCUCGACGACGGAGUACUCUAAGUCUAUCGUGGUGGGAGUCACGAGUCUAGUCAGUUGUGCUAUCAGUACUCCGUAAGGUAAGGUACGUUUGGUAAAAGGCCUGCCCAUCACUCUGUCAGUCUAAACACCUUUACGUCGGACCAGGUCUUGGCCUUCGUUCACUACGCUAUGCCAUUCGACAUGGAGUCAGGUUUCGAUGGAGCCACGAAGGAUCAACACCUCGUCAAUGAACUCUAUACUGUCUCGAACCAAGCUGCUGGGAUGAAGCGCCAUGAACCUGCAACGAGCGGCCGACAGCACAGCCAAACGCCAACCCGAGAGAAGGGGCACUCCUGGGAAACGGAGCACCUCGCGAAUAGUCAAGACUCAAGAGCUCCAGGGCUGGGACAAGGGGCACGGAGCACAGAGCGCCGAAGCUCGGUCGAAACUGAAGGCCGGGGCCGUCGACCCGUCGGCACCGUAAAGAUGGCCGGCCAUCUGACGGUCGUGUCUUGCGGCUCUUCGGUUUCUGAUGGGGACCCCCCGUCUCUGAGUCUCCAGCGAGAUCGAGCCCGGAAAGAUCACGCAUAUGUAUCCUUAGAAACUAUGGGGUCCGCAGAGAUUGCGUGAGAUUGCGCGACGUCCCGAAGAAGAAGCAUACACUAUCGCUUUCCCGGGACCCCACGAAGCUCAUCAACCCACAGGCGAAGAUCUGGAUGGGCCACACAAACGAACUUGAGAUGAUCGAUAUCAUACACUCCAGUGCGGCAGGAUUCUCCGCCCAAAGCUGCCAGUGUUUUUUUUUUCUGCCCACCGACCUGUCCCCGACACAAUGACCGAGUGCCGAAGCUUAGCAAUGACCCUUGAGUCCAGUCCAUUGGAGGGAAGGGUAAAAAAGCAAGAAAGUGUUUCGACAACUUGGCGGCCUUCAUCCAGCUGUCAGUGUUACAGUACUGUGUCCGUGACCAAGUCCGUCAGCAAGGACCAUCCAUACCUUCCAUCGCCCAUCAAACGGGCGCAAAGUCCGCACUACCAUGAUUAAGGAAGGCCAUUCAGUGAUGGAUCAAUCGCGCGGUGCGAGGAAAGCCUCACUUCUGACUCUUCCAAGGUUGCUUUCAGAGGUACAUGC